Spirodela intermedia is the source of this 2272-nucleotide messenger RNA. NCBI's taxonomy places the organism in Eukaryota, Viridiplantae, Streptophyta, Magnoliopsida, Alismatales, Araceae. The record is from the annotation of a GenBank genome assembly.
AUGGCGAGCACAGCUGGUCAGGUCAUCAAAUGCAAAGGUUCGACUUUCUCCCGUUGUUUAGUGUUUCAUUGUUUUGUUGUGUCAAGCAGACAGAGCAAUGUUUCCCCCCAUUUUCUGGGGGCACAUAGAUUCUUCCUGUCUUCGCGAAGCCCUGAGGGGGACGGAAAUUACCUUUCGUGGGUGGAUAUCCCGCUCGGAAGUUCUUCUCCUUCUUAGCCAAAGCUGCAAAUUUGUCCUUACUUCUCUGGCCUGAUGUUGCAGCUGCGGUUGCCUGGGAGGCGGGGAAGCCGCUGGUUAUCGAAGAGGUGGAGGUAGCUCCACCGCAGGCCAUGGAGGUGCGCGUGAAGAUCCUCUUCACCUCCCUCUGCCACACUGACGUCUACUUCUGGGAGGCCAAGGUACGGUUUUCCUCCAUAAUAUCUCCAGCAGACGGCGACCCCAUGAAGGUCUCUCGGUCGAUCGAUCGCGGUGAUUGACGUGGGCGGUGAUUGACGUGGUCUGGUUUUGUGGCAUUGUAGGGUCAGACACCCGUGUUCCCCCGAAUUUUGGGCCACGAAGCAGCAGGGUAUGCCCCCCCCCGCUCAAUUCCCUUCACAUCUUCGGUCUCCUUCCCAAAUAGUCUUCUUCUUCUUCAUCAUCAUCAGUCUCUCCAUAUGGACUUAAUUUCGGUGUAUUGGUGUUGAUGGUGAGCAGGAUCGUGGAGAGCGUGGGAGAAGGCGUGACGGAUGUGCAGCCGGGAGACCACGUGCUCCCGGUGUUCACGGGAGAGUGUAAGGAGUGCGACCACUGCAAAUCGGAGGAGAGCAACAUGUGCAGUCUGCUGAGGAUCGACCCUGACCGCGGUGUAAUGAUCGGGGACGGGAAGUCAAGGUUCUCCAUCAACGGGAAGCCCAUCUACCACUUUCUCGGCACCUCCACUUUCAGCGAGUACACCGUGGUGCACGUGGGCUGCCUGGCGAAGAUAAACCCGCUGGCCCCCUUGGAAACGGUCUGCGUGCUCAGCUGCGGGAUCUCCACAGGUGCGGCCUUAUUCUUCUUCUGCCCAAUUUCUCUAGUUAAAAAAAAAGGAGCAUAGCCUUGGAAGGUGUUCACACCAUCUUCUUCAUCUUCCAAUUUUGGAAAUUAUAUCUUUUCUUAAUACCAUAAAUGUUUUUAUCAAAAUUUUGAAGGUUUCGGCGCGACGGUGAAUGUGGCCAAACCGAAGAAGGGAUCGUCAGUUGCUGUAUUCGGAUUGGGAGCCGUGGGCCUUGCCGUGAGUGUCUCGCUCUGUUCCUUUAUCUGUUACUCUGUAUAGUGGAUGGUUUUCGUUCUCUUCUCCCCAUUCGAUUAGAUGAUGACAUUAGAAUGGUAACAAACAGGCUGCGGAGGGGGCGAGGGUCUCAGGAGCUUCAAGGAUCAUCGGUGUGGACUUGAACUCGGACAGAUUCGAGCAAGGUGUGUGUCCAAUCUUUUUUUAAAUCAAUUGGAUUUCGGGUGAUGAUAUGAACAACAGAGUUUAAGACAUUUUCAUUGCUUUCAUCACCAGCUAAGAAGUUCGGCGUGACGGAGUUUGUGAACCCAAAAGAUCACGACAGACCCGUUCAAGAGGUUCGCUUUCUAUAUCACACUUUAACAUUUCCGAGCUUAGCAUCGUGCCGUUGACUGCGGUUUCUAAAGUGUGAGUCCUGUGGUCUGUGGUAACAGGUGAUCGCCGAGAUGACCGGCGGCGGAGUAGACCGAAGUGUGGAGUGCACGGGCAACAUCAACGCCAUGAUUUCCGCAUUCGAAUGCGUCCACGAUGUACUUUCCCUUGAUAUCUCUCAAUCGCUGGGGUUUCAUAAACGGAAAUCUAUCCUUAUUUCACGGUCUCUAAUCUUAUCUGGUUGACGUCACGAUCGCAGGGCUGGGGAGUCGCUGUGUUGGUCGGUGUGCCUCACAAGGAUGACGUAUUCAAGACCUCCCCAGUAAAUUUCUUGUGUGAGCGGACUCUCAAGGGCACCUUCUACGGGAACUACAAGCCUCGCAGUGAUAUCCCCGGUGUGGUGGAGAAGUACAUGAACAAGGUAAGGGAACUCGGUUUCACGUUGCCGCUUCAGUUGUGGUGGUGGGGUUGAGUCAUCCUUGAGGCAGGUGUUCGCUAAAAAAUGUGGGCCUGUUUCUAUGGUUGAUUGUGCAGGAGAUGGAGCUGGAGAAGUUCAUCACCCACGAGGUCCCCUUCUCCGAGAUCAACAAGGCGUUUGAUUUAAUGUUCAGAGGAGAAGGCCUGCGCUGCCUCAUUCGCAUGGAAAACUGA